UCGAAUCCGGACAGAUUUAGUGGUUACACCGGAAGUAUCUAUACCCGGAAAUAUGUUUACCUUCUGGGCAGGGACCACCGGGCAAAGCUGGUGGAUGUACGGCAGCCGGCUUUUUAAAAUCCACCGCACCCUUGGUUUUGUUUUGGAAGCGAAUUAAGUCCUGGCGUGCCGCUAUACGAUUGGACAAUGCUUGUGUACCUGUUUAUCUUCCAUUUUUAACAACAGCUCGCUGCUCUCUCCGGCCGAGUGAGUUCGCUUCUUCCUGACGGUGUUUAUGCUCAGGUGUCCGAUUGCUCACAAGAGUUGUUGUCCAUUAUGUGUCAUCUACAGCUGAGGACAUUGAUUUUUGUGGCGUGGGUGCUGGGUUACGUCGUCUUUCUGCACUCCGUCAGGAUGAUAUGGACGGCUAAGUACGCGCGAGGUCCACUGGCACGCUCACUUUUAGUGAACAUGGUGAGCGAAGGGGAAGGAACAGCGAUGGAAACGCAGGAGUGGUACAAAUGCUGCCCCGAUCUGCUUGGGGAGUCUCUGCGACCACUGUUUGUUGAGAGUCAUCUGGAUUCAGGCACAAAGGCUUUCCUCAAGCAAAGCAUUGAGAAAUCGAACUGGUUAUUCACACAACUGUAUCACUCCUUUGUUUCAAGUGUCCUUACCCCUCUGGUGUCACGCACUUCCAUCAAUGGGUUUCUGGGUCGUGGGUCCAUGUUUGUGUUUUCCGCGGAGCAAUUCCAGAAACUUCUCAAUGUCGGACCAGACUGGAAGGCAGAGAAACUCCUGGACCUUGGAGCUGGUGAUGGUGCUGUUACAGAAAUUAUGAGAAGCCAUUUCAGAGAAAUUUAUGUGACUGAGGUCUCGCCACCGAUGAAAUGGCACCUGCAGAGGAGGAAUUUCAAAUUGAUGGGCAUCGACGAGUGGCAGCGAAGUGGCCAGCAGUAUGAUGUCAUCAGUUGUCUCAACCUGCUGGACCGCUGUGAGGAUCCUCUCCAUCUUCUGCGGGAUAUCAGGCGAUCGCUCGUACCCAACACCGGACGCCUCGUUCUUGCUGCUGUUCUUCCUUUCCAACCCUACAUUGAAGUUGGUGGGAAAUGGCAGCGUCCCCAAGAGCACUUAAAAAUCCAAGGCAAGACAUGGGAGGAGCAAGUCACGAACCUGUCACAUGACGUCUUCCGAAAAUCAGGAUUUGAGGUAGAGACUGUGACCCGCUUGCCAUACCUCUGUGAAGGGGACAUGUACAACGAUUACUACGUUCUCGAUGAUGCCGUUUUUGUUCUUAAGGCGUCAAACGUGACUGAAGACUCUGGUCAGUGAAAAAUGAAUCUUCAUCGAUUUUGCCAAAAUGAACUUUGAAACGGUGGUUUAAAGUCAGUCAAAAGACUGACUAUUUUUCUUUUUUUUUU
Messenger RNA from Hippocampus zosterae (dwarf seahorse), 1397 nucleotides. It is a transcript of the gene mettl9, whose product is annotated as methyltransferase like 9. Lineage: Eukaryota; Metazoa; Chordata; Actinopteri; Syngnathiformes; Syngnathidae. Gene Ontology annotation, molecular function: protein-L-histidine N-pros-methyltransferase activity. The record is from RefSeq and is a predicted model, not a curated record. The transcript is spliced from 5 exons. Bases 316 to 1308 code for a protein of 330 amino acids.